Messenger RNA from Anopheles coustani, 865 nucleotides. It is a transcript of the gene SdhC, whose product is annotated as succinate dehydrogenase cytochrome b560 subunit, mitochondrial. The record is from RefSeq and is a predicted model, not a curated record. Lineage: Eukaryota; Metazoa; Arthropoda; Insecta; Diptera; Culicidae. Bases 121 to 648 code for a protein of 175 amino acids. Gene Ontology annotation, cellular component: membrane. Gene Ontology annotation, molecular function: succinate dehydrogenase activity; electron transfer activity. The transcript is spliced from 2 exons. Gene Ontology annotation, biological process: tricarboxylic acid cycle; mitochondrial electron transport, succinate to ubiquinone.
GUGAACUUUGUUGCUGUUGAGGAUUGUUUUACAAUCGCCGCAAUCUUGUUUCCCGAUAUCCUGUUCGGGCUAAUAUAUCGCUCGAAUCAUUUCUGAACGAAAGUUUUCUUCGACACAAUCAUGGCUGCUUCGCUCUUGCUAAGAAACGCCUGCCGAAAUCGUUCGCUGCUCCAGGGUCUCGGAACGAAUGGGUCGCUUCCAUUGGCGGCCGCUCGUACCAUUGUGCUGAAACCAGUAAAAUCCGACGAGCGCCCUGGCGAAUCGCACGACGACCGAAAUGCUCGCCUGCAGCGCCCGCAGUCUCCCCAUCUGACAAUCUACAGCUUCCAACUGACCAGUGCCCUAUCGAUCACGCACCGUUUCACCGGCCUCGCCCUGACCGGAUACAUUACUGCGCUCGGUCUCGGUGCGCUCGCCAUGCCGCAUGACGCCACGCACUAUCUGACCAUGCUCGAAGGCCUCAGCGCACCGACCCUGAUUGCCCUGAAGUUCACGAUGGCCUAUCCCUUCGCGUACCACACGGUUAACGGUGUGCGCCACCUGUUCUGGGACAUGGGCAAGUUCCUGACGAUCAAGGAAGUGUACACUACCGGCUACACGAUGCUGGCCGUUUCCGGUGUACUCGCAGGCGUGUUGACGGCACUAUAAGCGGACCACUGGUUUGCGUUGCCACAUCUGUAAGCCAAAGCUUACCAAAUCGGGUACGAAGGAAGAUGCAAUCCUUGCGAACAGUUGCUAAGGCACAAAUUUGUGGCGCGCCUACGUGCUCGUGCUAAGAGAGUAUUUUCGAAAAUCUGCUUAUUUAUUAAAACCUGGCAUAGUCGAGGGGAUAAAAAUGUCGAAAUAAACCAAAUUCAAUACAACC